Trypanosoma conorhini is the source of this 1254-nucleotide messenger RNA. RefSeq lists its product as uncharacterized. The record is from RefSeq and is a predicted model, not a curated record. The transcript has a single exon. Lineage: Eukaryota; Euglenozoa; Kinetoplastea; Trypanosomatida; Trypanosomatidae. The coding region runs from base 1 to 1254 and encodes 417 amino acids.
AUGUCGACGUGGAACAAUCUGGCUUUUGCCGGUUACGACGUUGAAAAGGCAGAUAUUCUUCUUAAGGAUUCGUUGGGCGCGACAUAUCGUCUGCAGCCUACAUGGACGAAGAUUGAAAGGAGGACUGAAAUCAUACAGAGUAGGGAUGACGAUGCUGCUGCGGUGGAGGAGUUUACCGAGUCUGAGUGCAGUGCUAGCUACGUGAGCAGUGCCAGCACCUGCACAAGCGAUGAGAGCGGAGACUGUGUCUCCCCUGAGGACGGCAUUCCAAAGGAGAACGUCAAAGCAGGGGCGACGCGGGGUGACUGCAGUGCGUCAUGUGUCAAUGACCGAGGCGGUGCUGUGCCACCCGUGCACGGCACCCUGCUCACGUUGAAGAACGUUUACACGGGAGAGAAGGAAACCUUGCCGGUUGUUUCCCUGUGUACUGAACUCACUGCUGAGGAGGUGGACAGCCUUUACACCGUGAUUGUUUUAGGGUACCGCGAGGACGGCGAUGUGCUAUUGCUACCCAUGCCGAGGUUGGUUUUAGAAGAGGGCAGGCGCAUGUACCGCUGCCUGCCCGCUCUACAGCUUCCCUUGGAGAAGCUUUACGAGUACUAUGAUUUCAAUAACACGACUGACUAUGACGCAAACAGAGAAACGGCGUUCUUCAAACUACCGCUUGGCGAGGAUGCCAUGACUGCCCCUCACUUGGAGCGGGCCCCGCUGAGCCAGGUUUACAAUGUAUCUACAGACAGGGUCUAUUACUUGUCCGCGUGGUCAGCUUACGUGCAGUUUGUGGGUGUGGCGUGGGGAGUGCCGUGGUUGAGGGUAUUUACCGUGGAAGAUGCGGGCGGUGGCACUCGCCCAGACUGCGGUGAGGAGGCUAAUUCGUUUUCGUGCAUGAAGCCUCUCCCCUCUUGCCAUGACGAGCGUCAGUUGUGCGGGGCUUACGGGCUUUGCGAGUGGGCGCAAACGACACAGACGUCAGACGCCGUCGCUGCCCCUGUUUUGCCCAUUGCCGACAUGGCGGGAGAGGAGGAGAAGUGGAAAAGCUGCUGGCGGCAGAUCCGCGAGGUCGGCGGCGGGGCCGUCCCUCGCCUAAUUCCAACGCCGGCCCUCUUGCCCCGCCACCGCUACCUUUCACCCCCCGCAAGUGGAAACGCGCUUCUGGGCUCAACGCAACAGACAGUGACGCAAUUUCACAUGAAACAUCGCUCGUGGCUGGCGGCAGCGAUGAAAAUUGCACUGCGUGCUCCGCCGGCGCUAUGA